AUGGCCCAUAUAACCAACAAAAAGCCCACUCUCACGUCGUGGGAAAAACUAGAUAUACUGCCUACCUCGCUGUCUGUGGUCGGGAUUUUACUCUACAGCCCUAUCGCAGCGUUAUUCCGGGGGAAGAAAGGUGCGAGAGGGUACUUUGUUGAUGUGUACCAUCGCGUUACGAGAGUGUUAUUUGCGCGGAUGUCAUCGCGACAGCUUCAGUAUUUGAACCCCACUUCCAAUGAAUGUUAUGAAUCUUUUAUGAAAAAGAAGCGUCUUCAACCGGAGUCAAUCCCGUUGAACCAUGGAGCCACAGGCCACUGGAUUGGGAAUAAGGACGCCAAAGAUGUCGUCGUUUACUACCAUGGAGGCGCAUUCGCUCUACCCAUCACCCCAGAGCACUUUGAAUUCUUCUACAGAAUCAUCCAAAGGCUCAACGCCAACGGCCGGGAUGUCGCAUUCUUCUUCGUCGAAUACACCCUCACCCCACGCAGCCUCUACCCAACCCAACUGCGCCAAUCCGUCGAAGCCCUCCGCUACAUCCUGACGGAGACGAAACGAUCCCCCACCAACGUCCUUGUAGGCGGGGACUCGGCAGGCGGAAACCUCGCCCUAGCUGUCCUUUUGCAUCUCUCCCAUCCCCAUCCGGAGAUCGAGCCGGUUGAGGUCUCCGAACCGCUGCGUGCGGUGCUUGGGAUCGCGCCGUGGGUGAACUACCAAUGCCGGGGACCCUCGGUGGAGAGGAAUAAGUACAAGGAUAUUAUCGACACGGUCUUUCUAAAUAAAUAUUCCACUGACUAUCUGAAUGGAUCGACUGUCGGGGAUAAUUGGAGUGAGCCGUCUCGGGCUCCCCUGGAGUGGUGGGAAGGUGCUAAGGUGCAGCAGUCAUUGAUUGUUGCUGGGAGUGAUGAGAUUUUGCUUUCGGGGAUUGAGGAGUUUGCGAACAAGUUCAAGUCGGUGGUGCCCAACACUACUUACAUCGUAGGACAUGGAGAUACGCAUGAUGAUUUGUUUUAUGAUGCCAGGUUUGACGGGGAGCAGGCAAAGGCCGUGGAGAGUUGGUUGACAGCCCAAUUGUAG
Molecule: messenger RNA, 1068 nt
Organism: Aspergillus wentii DTO 134E9
Lineage: Eukaryota; Fungi; Ascomycota; Eurotiomycetes; Eurotiales; Aspergillaceae
Product: putative 6-hexanolactone hydrolase
Exons: 4
Coding region: 1-1068 (355 amino acids)
Molecular function (GO): hydrolase activity
Source: RefSeq, a predicted model, not a curated record